AACACAAAUCAGUCCAAAUCAAAAGUCAGCAAAGGCUUUCAAGCUAUUCAAAGUACCAAGACUAUGUAAUCGCAGUCGGAGGUGGUUAUACCGGGCGCGUAGGCCAACUCAUACCUGCCUCGGCGCGGCCGACGCCAGUCUUCGCCCGCCCGACCGCCGAGCGACAGUGUACAAGUGUAGACCAUGCAAGUGCUCAGCGUUACCCUGGCCUGGCUGUGCUGCGUGCAGGGCGUCAUCAGGACGCCCUUGGAAGCCUUCAGGCCCUCGGCAGAGAUACAUCUGAGGAGGCCGGACAAACUACCCUUUUUGCCGCACAAACGACCCGUGCCUCCCUUUAAGAGUGGACUCAAGAUUUUGUACCAGACUGGGGUGUCAGAGGAUGACCUGCCAGCGUGCAGGCCGCGGCAGGUGUGCAGUAAGGUCGACCUGUACGACACCACGCAGCCGUGGCUCGAGAAGAAAUGCCGGUGUUUGGGUCAUAGGCCGUGCUCAAGCGAACUUACCGCUGAUGACAACCACACGCUCGCCGACAAAACAACCCUAUACAAGACCUGUGAACCAGUCAAGCGGCUGCCCAAGUGCCGGUACUUCAAGGACCCGGCGUGGACCAUCUACACGCUACCUGACAGCAACGCGACGCAGCAGAUCAUCAGCUGCCACUGCCCUAAGAUGUCGGUCACGUAUCUGCUGAAGAAGCUACCGUAUACGACGCCAGGCGGGGAGCAGGGCAACCAGUAUCAGUUUGCGUGCUCGCCUAUCAGCAGACUACGUUGUUCCCGAAAAGAACCGUGCAAGCUGUUCAGCGUGCGCCGGCGGCACGAGCAGAUCGACGAAGUGAACGCCAACACCAUCUGCCAGUGCCCGCGCGACCACUCCUGCCCGCGGCACCACACGGAGCCCGGCGUGCUUGCUGGCGUGACGUACGCGGCUGAAGACAUCCGCACGUACCACGGGUAUUGCAUGCCCGAACCGCCUGAGACGUAUCGAUUUGUGGGCGAGAAAGACUGAAAAUAAUUACGCUUUAUAACGGGCUUAAUUGAGUCGCGGAAUUUAUAUCUUGUUGUCGAUUUUUUUGCCUGUACGGUGCAAUUAUAUAACAAUCUAUCCUACAUGGUUAUUACCAAAAAUAUAAUCGUUUUUCGAACUCAAGUAUACCAGGAAGCUGUGCACAAAUUCGCAAUCAAACCUAGAAGGCAAAACUCUGACAACAUGAUAUGAAUUUGCCUUUAUAUAUUUUAUCGUUGUGGAUAAUACAAGCUUGUUGAUUUAUUCACAGCUAUAAACAAUAGUCACGCGACAAGUGUUGUACGAACGCCUUUCUUUUGAUUACAAUGACGCUAAGGUUGCUUUGCUCAUUACCUGUUUAGUACAAAAUCUUAUAAGGCAGCUUUUUUUAUUAUUAAUGCAAUUAUUUUAUAAGAACUGGACAAAUAGCCCUAUCAAUAACAGAGACCAGCUAAUUCUGAAAACUAUUACAAGUUUCUUUUCGUAACUUCAGUAGGCUGAACUGAAUCUUUGUCAAUAGGAGUAAAUUACGAACAAAAUGAACAAAUCGUGUUGGUUAAUGUACAAAGUGAAUUACUUACGGGCAGACGCCCGGAUUUAGAGACCUAGGGCCCCUAGGUACUUGGAAUGGCACUUAGAAUUAAGGCCCCCUUAUCUAUCUAUAAACCAUUGCUACGGGGACGGGGAGUUGAAAAAAUGUGCUCCAAGUUGAAAAAGAGUAAAUAUAAAAUGAGAAUCGAAAAACAAAAGCUUAGAAAUCUUGUGUGACACUUUUUUAAUUCCCCUCAUGUAAGGGCGAGCAUAUUGUUUCUGUUAUAGUUAUUAUGUAAAUAAUAGUUGUAGAGUAAGUAAUCAUUCCAAACGGUUAGUAUAGAUUAAUUAUUGAUAUUUUAAUUAUUUACUUGCCAUAUGUUGCGUUUGUUCCGAGUCUUCCAUUCCAGUCAAGAAGACAAAAUUGUUUCAUUAUUUUGUUUAUGUUUACUAUUGUCUAAUCGUUUUUGUUAUUUAUGGCGAUAUAGUCGUGCUCUUAAUUAUACUCGAUUAUAAUAUCUUUAAACUUUUUACACCAUUUUUACGAGACGACCAUAGGGAAUAAGUUAGAAAAUGUUGCAAUGCUUCAACUUGAAUGAACAAAUAAGAAAACCCAGUAUUCAAAAUGAUUAAACUUAAGUUAAUUUAAACAUAAUUAAAGGGUACUUUCUUAUAAAUUCAUGGAACUGUAAAACUUUUAAAAAUAAUCCAGAUUUCCAUGAAAUUAUUUGCAAGUAUCCGCUCUAAGCCGAAACUUAAUGUUAAAUGAAAAUUAGUGUCGCAAUUGUCGCAAAGUGAAAAUUAGGAGUAAGAUGACAGAAUAAGUUAUGAAGCUUACGUUGAAUUUGCAAAGUAUUUAAAAGUUCAGGAGUCGAGGCACUACUGAAGACUGUAUCUAUGUAAAUAUAUUUGUAAAAUGAUAACCUUGACGUGGUUUGUCUUCCUUAUUUGUUUUAUGUAUAAAUUUAAUCAUAAGUUAAAUUAUUGAACAAAAAUAAAUAAAUGUUUCGAUAUCAAA
Molecule: messenger RNA, 2554 nt
Organism: Cydia pomonella (codling moth)
Lineage: Eukaryota; Metazoa; Arthropoda; Insecta; Lepidoptera; Tortricidae
Gene: aos
Product: protein giant-lens
Exons: 4
Coding region: 184-1008 (274 amino acids)
Source: RefSeq, a predicted model, not a curated record